Dryobates pubescens (Downy woodpecker) is the source of this 2149-nucleotide messenger RNA. RefSeq names its product adenylate kinase 5 (gene AK5). NCBI's taxonomy places the organism in Eukaryota, Metazoa, Chordata, Aves, Piciformes, Picidae. Gene Ontology annotation, molecular function: ATP binding; nucleoside diphosphate kinase activity. The transcript is spliced from 14 exons. Gene Ontology annotation, cellular component: cytoplasm; cytosol. Bases 72 to 1784 code for a protein of 570 amino acids. The record is from RefSeq and is a predicted model, not a curated record. Gene Ontology annotation, biological process: nucleoside triphosphate biosynthetic process.
GUGCCGUGCCGUGCCCGGGUCUCGGCGCUGCCCACCGUGCCCCGCCGGCGCCGCCGGCCCCGGCUGGCGGUAUGAGCUCCGGCGAGGCGAAGGAGUAUCUGGCCCGGAGGGAGAUCCCGCAGCUUUUCGAGAGUCUGUUGAACGGAUUAAUGUGUUACAAACCCGAUGACCCAAUUGAAUAUUUGGAAAGCUGUUUGCAGAAAGUGAAAGAGCUUGGAGGGCCAGAAAAAGUGAAAUGGGACACAUUUGUCAGCCCAGAAAAGAAGACCUUGCCUCCACUCAAUGGAGGACAAACCAGGAGGUCUUUUUUCAGGAAUGUGAUGCCCGAUAAUUCUAACUUCCCAUACCGACGGUAUGACCGACUCCCUCCAAUCCAACAGUUUUCCAUAGAAAGUGACACUGACCUCUCUGAAACUGCUGAGCUAAUUGAGGAGUAUGAUGUAUUUGACCCUGCAAGACCUCGACCAAAAAUUAUCCUUGUUAUAGGUGGCCCAGGAAGUGGUAAAGGAACACAGAGUCUGAAAAUAGCAGAACGUUAUGGAUUUAACUACAUAUCAGUUGGUGAAUUGUUAAGGAAGAAGAUCCACAGCACAAGCAGCAACAGAAAAUGGAGUCUAAUUGCCAAAAUAAUUACUACUGGAGAACUGGCCCCUCAGGAAACAACUAUAACUGAGAUAAAACAGAGAUUAAUGCAGAUCCCUGAUGAAGAGGGUAUAGUGAUUGAUGGAUUUCCCAGAGAUGUUGCCCAAGCAAUCUCCUUUGAGGACCAAAUCUGUACCCCAGAUUUGGUGGUGUUUCUGGCAUGUUCCAAUCAAAGACUGAAAGAAAGGUUACUGAAGCGUGCUGAGCAGCAAGGGAGACCUGAUGAUAACCUGAAAGCCACUCAAAGACGACUAAUGAAUUUCAAGCAGAAUGUCAUUCCAUUGGUUAAAUACUUCCAGGAAAAAGGGCUAAUCAUCACAUUUGAUGCAGACAGAGAUGAAGAAGAAGUGUUCUUUGACAUAAGUUCAGCAGUUGACAAUAAACUAUUUGCAAACAAAGAGGCUACAGCAGGGUCAAAUGAACUUGAUUGCAGUCUGAUUAUGGACUCUGGAGAUACUGUUUAUACAGAAUUUGACUUUGAGGACCAGGAUGAAGAUCAGUCAAGUUUUUCUGGUUAUGAGAGCACAGGAGACUUCUCAGAAGAUCUGAGGAAAUCACACAUAAUUUUUGUUAUUGGUGGGCCUGGCUCUCGCAUAUGUAGCCAGUGUGAACAGCUAGCCAAGAAAUACGGAUUUACUCACCUGUCCACUGGUGACCUUCUCCAAAAUGAGUUGUCAUCAUUAUCAGAGAGAAGUAAAUUGAUCAAAGACAUCAUGGAAUGUGGCGAACCUGUGCCUGGUGAUAUUGUUCUAGAGCUACUAAAGGAAGCCAUGGUUUCCAAGUUAGGGGACACAAAAGGAUUCCUGAUUGAUGGGUAUCCCCAGGACCUGAAAGAAGCAGAAGAGUUUGAGAGCAAGAUUGGGGAACCAAAACUUGUAUUCUGCCUGGACUGCUCUGAAGAAACCAUGAUGGGAAAUGAGAGCAGUCGGCAUUCUGAUAGCACCGAAACAAUCAAGGAAGGAAUUGAAAGCUAUUACCAAGCAUCAAAACCUGUGAUUGCAUACUAUGAAAGGAAGACACGGUUAUGCAAGAUUGAUGCAGAAGGAACACAGGAGGAUGUUUUUCUGGAAGUCUGCAAGACAAUUGACUCUUUCCUGCAAAAGGAAGAGGCAGCAUGUUCUUUUUCAACAGAAACGCAGUAAUGGUGUGUACACAACCUCACCUCAUGUGCACUUGACAGUCACUGUUGAAAUGCUGUUCAAAGCAAUACUGCUUUCUUGAGAGGUAUCUGGAGUUUGUGCAUGUGGUAUGUUAUUCUAGGUGAAAUCCUUUUUCUCUGUUCCACCAAAGUGGUCUGUAUGCUAACUCUGCACUAAGAAUUGUAUAUUGUUUUGUUGGUUGUUUGCUCUUCAUGGGUUAAAAGCAGCAUGGUGAACAGCAGCUGAUUUCUAUUUCAUGAUCUCAUGUCUGAUGGAAAUUAAGACAGUGCCUGGCCAGCAGUGACAGCAGUGAGCUCUUCAACCACAUCAUUCAGCAUUUGGCAUGUUAAGAUUGCUGCAUAGUUUUC